Molecule: messenger RNA, 4078 nt
Organism: Corvus hawaiiensis (hawaiian crow)
Lineage: Eukaryota; Metazoa; Chordata; Aves; Passeriformes; Corvidae
Gene: KLHDC7A
Product: kelch domain containing 7A
Exons: 1
Coding region: 134-2635 (833 amino acids)
Molecular function (GO): protein binding
Source: RefSeq, a predicted model, not a curated record
CCCAAACAUUCCCGGCUUCUCCGGAAGCCUCCUGCCAGCUCUGCCUGCUCAAAGUCACCUUGUCCCAAGCCGCCGCGCUCUGGCCUCUCCCGGCAAAUCAUUAAUCGGCUCCUCGGCAUUCCCGCAUGGAAAAAUGCCCCAGCGGGCACCCCCGGCCUGGCAUUCGGACAUGCAGCUGCCCGGGAAGCUGCUCCUGUCGGCGGCCGCGCUGCUGCUCCUGUCCCUGGCGUUCAGGUUUUAUAGGAACCGCUCGCUUCCCGAGGGAAAAACCCCACCGGGAGAGCAGCGGGAAAACCAGGAUGGGGAUGGGGAUGGGGAUGGGGGUCUGAGGAGGAGGAGGGGUGGGGAGGACAAAUCUGGGAAUGGCCCCGGGAUGCAGCACGAGGAUCUCAGGGGGGAGAGGAGUUUUCCAAGGAGUGAGGAGGAGGAAGGAGAGGGGAUGGGUUCGGAGCUGGGUCUGAUUCCCAGGAAAGCCCCGCUCGGUCCAGAUGGGAGGGAAAGGGAGCUGGGAAGGAAACUGGGAUGGAAGUUGGGAACAAAAUCGGAAAGCAAAGCAGGAAUCGAGCUGGGGAAUGAUCCCGGGAGCAGGACGGGAAGCGAGCUGGGAAGCGAGCUGGGAAGCGAGCCGGGAAGUAAGUCGGGAAGUAAGUCAGGAAGCAGGCUGGGAAUCAAGCCAGGAAAUAAUCCAGGAAGAAAGCCGGGAAGUGAGCCGGGAAGCAAAUUGGUAACGAAGGCAGGAAAUGAGUCGGGAAGUGAGCAGGGAAGCGAGCCGGGAAUAGAGCUGGGCACCAAGCUGGGAAGUAAGUUGGGAAUUAAGUCAGGAAGCAAGGCAGGAAUCGAGCUGGGAAGUGAUCUGGGAAGCGAACCAGGAAGCAAGCUGGGAAGUGAGCCAGGAAUUUUGCCGGGAAGCGAGCUGGGCCCUCACGACCCUGCGGAUAGGGACACACCUGCCCCGAGCUCCGGGUGCUCCCCAGGGAUUUGGGAUACCCGGACGGCAGGGGAUGGAUGCGCCCAGGGCACGGAGCAGGAUCCAGGCAGCCGAGGCCGGAGCGGGGAGGGCAGCACGGGCACCAUCCGGACCCUCAGCGUCACCUCCAACCUGGGGCUGCUGCUGACGACGAGCGAGGCGGGCUCGGACUCGUCCUACUCCUUCUCCUCGGUGGCCAAGAUCCAGGUGGAGGAGAACUUCAUCCCAGAGCACCGGGACAGGGACAAGGACAACCCCCCAGGGCCUGGCCUGCGGGGCAAAGUCUACGACUACUUUGUGCAGUCCGUCUCCGAGUCGGUGUCCAGGCAGACGUCCCUGCCAUUCAUCCCUGCGGGGACAUCCCAGGGCCGCGGGGAGCGGGGCCGGGCAGAGCCGCAGAGAACCCAGGAGCAGAAUCCAGCUUUGGAAACUCCUGAUCCCACCACCUCGUGCACAGCUCCACAGGAGGGCACGGAGAGCCCUCCUGAGCCACCCUCUCCUGGCACCCUCGGGAUCCCGCUGUCCGGCGAGGGCGGUGGAGUCGCAGCUCCAUGUCCUGACCCCUCCGAGGUGCCACCACCCGCCCGGGUGCACAUGGGGAACUGCUACGAGGUUCUGUGCGCGGCCAAGGCGCAGCAGCUGCGGGCCCUGCAGGACGCCGCGCUCCGGGUGAUGAGUGCCCACCUCCUGCAGGUGCUGCGCUCCCCGGCCAUCUACAGCCGCCUCAACGCUGGCGAGCGGGAGCUGCUCCUGCGGCACCGCACCCGCGGGCGGCCACGCCUGGUGGUGGCCGAUGUCCCCCUGGCUGAGCCCGGCCACCGCCGCGGCCGCCUCUGCUACUACGACGAGGACGAGGACCGCUGGUGCCACGUGUGCCACAUGCCGGCCGAGGUGGCCGGGCGGGGCAGUGCCAUGUGCAGCCUGUUCAAUUACCUGUUCGUGGUGGCCGGCUGGGAGGGCGAGGGCCGGGCGCGGAGCCCCUCUCGCCGCGUGCUCUGCUACGACCCCCUGGCCGACAGCUGGCGCGACAUCUGUCCCCUGCGCCAGGCACGGCCUCGCUGCCAGCUGGUGGCCCUGGACGGCCACCUCUACGCCAUCGGGGGCGAGUGCUUGGCCACCGUGGAGCGCUACGACCCCCGGCGGGAUCGCUGGGCCUUCGUGGCCGCCCUGCCCAGGGACACCUUCGCCGUGGCCCACGCGGCCACCGCGUGCGACGGGGACAUCUACGUCACCGGGGGCACCCUGCGCUCGCUGCUGCUGCGCUAUGACGCCCGCGGGGACAGCUGGGCCACCAGCCCGGCCAUUGGCGACCAGGACAGGACGGCCGAGCUGGUGAGCGCCCACGGCUUCCUGUACCGCUUCCAGCUGCGGCGCGGUGCUGGCAACACCGAUGUCGCCGAUGUCACCGUGUCGCGGUGCAGCGCCAGCGCCAGGCUGUGGUACCGCUGUGCCAGCCACCCCCUGCCCGAGCCCGCCGGGCUCCGCUGCGCCGUCCUGGGCAGCCUCGUCCACUGCCUGGGCAGGAAUUCCCAUCUCCGCUUCCUGGCCGACCCCGUCUCGCCGCGGUUCGGGGCCAAGGAGCUGCGGCCUUUCCCGGAGCCCCACGGGAGCCUCCUGCCCGCGGUCCUGGUGCUGCCCGAGGGGGGCACGGAGCCACUGCGGCUCUGAGGGGUCCCCAAGGAGGGGGGGCAGCUGGAGAAGGAGCUCCCAGCGCGCAAUCCGAGCAUUCCAUGGACCCGGCCUCUUCCCACCGCCCGGGAUGGAGGAAGGGAUGGAGCCCUCGGACAGUAGCAGGAAACGCGGCCCUGAGGCUCCGGGAAGAGCCGGACGAGCUGGGUGGACUCGUUUGCUCAGGGCUGUUUGAACAGGGGCGUGUUUGUUUGGCUGGCAGCAAAUCCCGGAUCUCCGCGGGCUCCAGCUGUCCCGGGGCCCUGCAGGACCUGAUUUAGACCCGGCUCAGGACCUGAUAGAGACCUUAUUCAGGACCUGAUAGAGACCUUAUUCAGGACCUGAUUCAGAGCUGAUUUGGGACCUGAUUUAGGACCUGAUUCAGACCUGAUUUAGGACCUGAUUCAGAGCUGAUUCAAACCUGAUUUAGGACCUGAUUUUGGGACCUAAUUUAGGACCUCAUUCAGACCUGAUUUAGGACCUGAUUCAGACCUGAUUUGGGACCUGAUUUUGGGACCUGAUUCAGACCUGAUUCAAACCUGAUUUAGGACCUGAUUUUGGGACCUGAUUUUGGACCUGAUCCAGACCUGAUUUGGGACCUGAUUCAGACCUGAUUUGGGACCUCAUUCAGAGCUGAUUUAGGACCUGAUUUAGGACCUGAUUUGGGACCUGAUUCAGACCUGAUUUAGGACCUGAUUUUGGGACCUAAUUUAGGACCUCAUUCAGACCUGAUUUAGGAUCUGUAUUUGGGACCUGAUUUAGGACCUGAUUCAGACCUGAUUUGGGACCUGAUUCAGACAUGAUUUAGGACCUGAUUUUGGGACCUGAUUCAGGACCUGAUUCAGACCUGAUUUGGGACCUGAUUCAGAGCUGAUUUGGGACCUGAUUCAGACCUGAUUUAGACCUGACUUAGGUUCCCAGUGGUAAACCUUGACCCUGACACAGAUGGAGCGUUUUAGGGUGGAGGUCGGGUCCCCAGGGAGGUCCCACCCGGAGCUCCACCACCCUCGCUCAGACGCCUCACCCUGAGCGAGGUGGAGCUCAGGGUUGGCCUCGUUAUCUCUUAUCUCGUAACUCCUUAUCUCUCACCUCUUCCUCCUCAGCUCGGAGUUCUCUGUAUUGAACCUGCCUCUAUUUAUGUAAAGCGGCAUCGGGGGUUUAGGUGCAGCUGGGCCUAAAUUAAAGCCAACAUUCCAUGAAAUGAACCCCGCGCCUUGUUUUAAGCCGAGCCUAAUGGGAAGCAAGAGCCCGCUGCGUGUUUGACAUCCCGGAUUAGGCACGGGCAGUGCUCCCGGGAGGAAAACACGGGAACAGACACUCCGUCAUCCCCCUUUCCCAGAUUUUCCUGCCUCAGGAGCCAGGGAAGCCCGGGAAGUGCUGGGAGCUCAGGGAUGGAGCUGGAGCACCCCCGGGAAUCUCUGCGUAUCCCACACUUCCAGAGGG